Prosopis cineraria is the source of this 1600-nucleotide messenger RNA. RefSeq names its product WAT1-related protein At1g68170-like. The coding region runs from base 40 to 1164 and encodes 374 amino acids. Gene Ontology annotation, cellular component: plasma membrane. Gene Ontology annotation, molecular function: transmembrane transporter activity. Lineage: Eukaryota; Viridiplantae; Streptophyta; Magnoliopsida; Fabales; Fabaceae. The transcript has 7 exons. The record is from RefSeq and is a predicted model, not a curated record.
CCCUCCCUCUCUCUCUAUCGGUUCUAAUCACAAUUAAAGAUGAGGAAGUUAGGCGGCGUUGGGGAUGUGGUUGAGGGGCUAAAGCCAGCGAUGUUAAUGGUGGUGCUUCAGAUAACAUACGCCGGAAUCAAUGUGCUGUACAAGAUCGCCGUCAACGACGGCAUGAACCUCAGAAUCCUCAUUGCUUAUCGCUAUAUGUUCGCCACUCUCUUCAUUGCUCCUCUCGCUCUUUUUCUUGAAAGGAAUAAAAGACCGAAGAUGACUUGGAGCGUUCUGUCUCAGGCAUUUCUAUGUGGGUUAUUUGGAGGAGUAAUGUCACAAAACUUUUACUUGGAGUCAUUGGCUUUAACAUCCGCCACGUUUGCUUCGGCCAUGUCCAAUCUCACUCCAGCCGUCACCUUUCUCAUGGCCGUCUCCGUCCGCUUGGAAAGAUUGAAUUUAAGAACAGUAGCAGGACAAGUGAAGAUCAUUGGAACAAUAGUGGCAAUAGGAGGGGCCAUGGUUCUCACAUUCUUCAAAAGCACGAAAAUAGACACAGGUUCCUUCCACAUCACCCUCUUGCAUCAUCGAAAGGGACAAGUGGCAUCACUACUAGCUCCCUCUAGUAUGAAGGCUCUCUUGGGUGCCCUUUGUUCUCUAGGAAGCAGUGCCACUUAUGCUUUGUGGCUUAUUAUCCAGGCUAAGAUGAGCAAGAGUUAUCCAUGUUAUUACUCAAGCACAGCUUUAAUGAGUUCAAUGGCAGCACUCUUAUCAACUGCACUUGCUAUUUGUCUUGAGAGUGAUUUGACUCAAUGGAAGUUGGGUUGGGAUGUUAGGCUUCUUACUGUGGCCUAUGCGGGAAUAGUGGUGUCUGGAAUAAUGGUGGUGGUAAUGGCAUGGUGUGUGGACAUGAAAGGACCUCUUUAUGUAUCUGCUUUCAACCCUCUUUUGCUUGUCUUUGUGGCCAUUGCUGGUUCUUUCAUGUUGGACGAGAAGCUAUAUCUGGGAAGUAUAAUAGGAGGGAUGUUGAUAGUGUGUGGAUUGUACAUGGUUCUAUGGGGAAAAGGCAAAGAGAUGAAGAUGAAUCCUUUAGUACCAUCACAGAGUAGCCUUCCAGAAGUAAUCAUAGUCAGAUCAUCACCAACAGACGAGAAAAGCAGCCCUCAAAACAAAAAUCAUAAUUAGGAUUUGUGAUCAUUCAGUCAUGCAACAAAACAUGCAUCGCACGUGAAGUAUCUAUAUAUGAUGUGUUGCUGUUCAUAGCCUAUGUGUGAAUGUGAUCCUUUUCAAGAAGUCUCCACACUUGUCAUCAGCAUUUUUGGGGGUUUAGAGGAAAAGUUGAGAGAUGGCGUUUGAAAUAUGCGAAAAGCAUGUUUGUUUAUGCCUAUUUGCAAUCUUAAUUAUGGAAUAGAAUUAUGCAAACAUCCAGAAUGUAAUAAUAAAUUGGCUUUGAGAGGAAAAUGGUAAUUUAAGUUAGAAGCCUAUAAGUAGUAGUGUUAAGCCUCUUGAGAACAUUUCAAGAAACAUUUUGAUUUUGUUAGAAGUGGUUAAAAUCAAUUUGGAUGAUAUUGUUGCAAAAUGUAAGUCAUGAUGGGGUUAGUCUGUAAAGAAAACUCAGCCC